Molecule: messenger RNA, 2788 nt
Organism: Drosophila gunungcola (fruit fly)
Lineage: Eukaryota; Metazoa; Arthropoda; Insecta; Diptera; Drosophilidae
Gene: mira
Product: myosin-10
Exons: 1
Coding region: 195-2690 (831 amino acids)
Source: RefSeq, a predicted model, not a curated record
UUUACCUGAAAAAAAAUAAGAAAAAAAAAAAACCAAACCAAAAGUUAAAGUUGUGUUUAUGUUUGAUCGUUGAGUUAUUGUUAUUGCAAAAGUUAAACGAGCGUUAUUUAUCAGACAUUGAGACGAAAUCCAAAGAAAUCGUACCAAAGUUAAGCGAAAAAGCCAACCACACAAAAGAAAACAGAACUUCGAAAAUGUCGUUCUCCAAGGCCAAAUUGAAGCGUUUCAAUGACGUGGAUGUGGCCAUCUGCGGCUCGCCAGCAGCCUCCAAUAGCUCGGCUGGUUCGGCGGGCAGUGCCACGCCCACAGCGUCGACGACAGCCGCUGCUCCUGCUCCGCCCACCGUUCAGCCGGAACGCAAGGAGCAGAUCGAGAAGUUCUUCAAGGACGCCGUGCGCUUUGCGUCCAGCUCGAAGGAGGCCAAGGAGUUUGCCAUUCCCAAGGAGGACAAGAAGUCGAAGGGACUGCGCCUCUUUCGCACUCCCUCACUGCCGCAGCGUCUGCGUUUCCGUCCGGCGCCCAGUCACACGGAAGCGGGUGCCAGUGGCAGCGGAAGUGGUGCCUCCACGGCCGCCUCCACGCCGCUCCAUUCGGCGGCCACCACGCCCGUGAAGGAGGCCAAGUCCGCCAGCCGUCUCAAGGGCAAAGAGGCCCUGCAGUACGAGAUCCGGCACAAGAACGAGCUGAUCGAGAGCCAGUUGAGCCAGCUGGACGUGCUGCGCCGCCACGUGGAGCAGCUGAAGGAAGCGGAGGCCAAGCUGCGGGAGGAGCAUGAGUUGGCCACGGCCAAGACGAAUCAGCUUAUCGAGGCUCUGACCAGCGAGAACCACUCGCACAAGACCCUCAACGAGCAGAUGGGUCGGGAGCAGGCCGAUCUCCUCGAGCGUUUGGCUGCCAUGGAGCAGCAGUUGCAGCAGCAGCGCGAGGAGCACGAAAGCCAGGUGGAGCAGCUGGUGGCCGAGAGCGAGGCCCUGCGACUGGCCAACGAGCUGCUGCAAACGGCCAACGAGGAGCGUCAGGUGGCGGAGCAGCAGCUGCAGGCCCAACUCACUGCCCUCCAGGCGGACGUGGCCCAGGCCCGCGAACACUGCAGUUUGGAGCAGGCCAAGACGGCCCAGAAUAUCGAGUUGGUGGAGAAUCUGCAGCGGAACAAUGCCUCGCUGUUGGCCGAUGUGGUCCAGCUGAAGCAGCAGAUCGAGCAGGAUGCCCUGGCCUACGGGCAGGAGGCGAAGAGCUGCCAGGCGGAGCUGGAGUGCCUGAAGGUGGAGCGCAACACGCUGAAGAACGACCUGGCCAACAAGUGCACUCUCAUCCGAUCGCUGCAGGACGAGCUUCUGGACAAGAACUGCGAGAUCGACGCCCACUGCGACACCAUACGGCAGCUGUGCCGCGAGCAGGCGCGCCACACGGAGCAACAGCAGGCGGUGGCCAAGGUGCAGCAGCAGGUGGAGAGCGACCUCGAGGGUGCCGUGGAGCGCGAGAAGAGCUACUGGCGCGCCGAGCUGGACAAGCGCCAGAAGCUGGCCGAGAACGAGCUGAUCAAGAUCGAGCUGGAGAAGCAGGACGUGAUGGUGCUGCUGGAGACCACCAACGACAUGCUGCGCCUGCGCGACGAGAAGCUGCAGAAGUGCGAGGAGCAGCUGCGCAACGGCAUCGACUACUACAUCCAGCUGAGCGAUGCGCUGCAGCAGCAGGUGGUGCAGCUCAAGCAGGACAUGGCCAAGACGAUCACCGAGAAGUACAACUACCAGCUGACGCUGACCAACACGCGCGCCACCGUCAACAUCCUGAUGGAGCGGCUCAAGAAGUCGGACGCGGACGUGGAGCAGUUCCGGGCGGAGCUGGAGUCGGUGCAGCUGGCCAAGGGGGCGCUGGAGCAGAGCUACCUGGGCCUGCAGGCGGACGCGGAGCAGCUGCGCCAGCAGCUCAACGAGAGCCAGGACGCACUCUCCGCGCUAAGGUCCUCGUCACAGACGCUGCAAAGCGAGGUAUCGUUGAAGGAGUCCUUGCUCCACGAACUGCUCGCCGGCGAGGCGGAGACGUUGGCCAAAUUCAAUCAGAUUGCUAACUCGUUCCAGGAGCGCAUCGACGGCGACGCCCAGCUGGCCCACUACCACGAGCUGCGGCGCAAGGACGAGACGCGCGAGGCCUACAUGGUGGACAUGAAGAAGGCGCUCGAUGAGUUUGCCACCGUGCUGCAGUUCGCCCAGCUGGAGCUGGACAACAAGGAGCAGAUGCUGGUGAAGGUGCGCGAGGAGUGCGAGCAGCUGAAGCUGGAGAACAUUGCCCUCAAGUCCAAGCAGCCGGCAUCCGCCGCCUCGCUGCUUGGCACUCCUGGCAAGGCCAACCGGUCCAACACCACCGAUCUGGAGAAGAUCGAGGAUCUGCUGGGCGACACGGAGCUGCGUUCCGACUGCGACAAGAUCACCUCGUGGCUGCUCAACACCUCGGAGAAGUGCACUGUGCGCCAGGACAGCAGCAGCGAGAUCAGCGAGCUCCUGCUCGCCGGCAAAUCCUCGCCGCGUCCCACCCCCCGCACGCCCAAGGCCGCGCCCAGUCCGCGCACGCCCCGCACCCCGCGCACCCCCCGAUCGGCGGCCAGCACACCCAAGAAGACCGUCCUGUUCGCCGGCAAGGAGAACGUGCCCAGUCCGCCCCAGAAGCAGGUGCUCAAGGCACGCAACAUCUAGGUCUCGGACGAUCCCUUGUACCAACUACUAUACUCUACUAUUAUAAAUUACAUACCUUAGCUAAGAUCUGAUUCGAAAUAUAUUCAUAUGUUUCUGAA